UGAUUUUAUACACAUGUCAGCAACGGGUGUGUCUGAAAUAGCCGAAUCCACUAAUUUGAAGGGUGUCCACAUACUUUUGUGUAUAUAGUGUAGUUUGACUUCACUUCAAAACAUACUACUGUUUUUUGUUAGUGUGAUGAUAUUGAAAUGAUGAGUCGACGUUUCUCGUUUCCCAUGUUAGUAUAGUAUACCUAUUAAAAGUCAUAGUCAGUUAUCAUCUUCCUCGGCCUCCCAAACCUCAUCUUUUAUGGAGAAAUCGAUGGUUGCCACAGAAGGACUCCUCUUCAACACUUCUAUUUUCUUCCUCUUCUUUCCCCCUCCAUCACUUGUCAUCCUGCUUUUUUGUCUUUUUCGUUUGCGCGUUCACUCUUUUCACCCUGCAGGUAUUCAGUCCAUCUGGUGGACAUCUCCUUCCCCCUGCAGGUAUUCAGUCCAUCUGGUGGACAUCUCCUUCCCCCUGCAGGUAUUCAGUCCAUCUGGUGGACAUCUCCUUCCCCCUGCAGGUAUUCAGUCCAUCUGGUGGACAUCUCCUUCCCCCUGCAGGUAUUCAGUCCAUCUGGUGGACAUCUCCUUCCCCCUGCAGGUAUUCAGUCCAUCUGGUGGACAUCUCCUUCCCCCUGCAGGUAUUCAGUCCAUCUGGUGGACAUCCCCUUCCCCCUGCAGGUAUUCAGUCCAUCUGGUGGACAUCUCCUUCCCCCUGCAGGUAUUCAGUCCAUCUGGUGGACAUCUCCUUCCCCCUGCAGGUAUUCAGUCCAUCUGGUGGACAUCUCCUUCCCCCUGCAGGUAUUCAGUCCAUCUGAUGGACAUCUCCUUCCCCCUGCAGGUAUUCAGUCCAUCUGGUGGACAUCUCCUUCCCCCUGCAGGUAUUCAGUCCAUCUGGUGGACAUCUCCUUCCCCCUGCAGGUAUUCAGUCCAUCUGGUGGACAUCUCCUUCCCCCUGCAGGUAUUCAGUCCAUCUGAUGGACAUCCCCUUCCCCCUGCAGGUAUUCAGUCCAUCUGGUGGACAUCUCCUUCCCCCUGCAGGUAUUCAGUCCAUCUGGUGGACAUAUCCUUCCCCCUGCAGGUAUUCAGUCCAUCUGGUGGACAUAUCCUUCCCCCUGCAGGUAUUCAGUCCAUCUGGUGGACAUCUCCUUCCCCCUGCAGGUAUUCAGUCCAUCUGGUGGACAUCUCCUUCCCCCUGCAGGUAUUCAGUCCAUCUGGUGGACAUCUCCUUCCCCCGGCAGGUAUUCAGUCCAUCUGGUGGACAUCUCUUUUUUGCUUCUUCUUUUCUUCUUCUUUUCUUCUUACUUGUGUUUUUCUUCCAUCAGUUCUCAAGGACCCUUUUUGUUGACUGGUCAGAUAAAAAUGAUUUUCCCUGGCUCAGGCUCCAUGAUCUGGUGGUGUAGGCACGUGAACGCGACCAGGGUUUGAUUUCUGUCUCCACCUUUCCCACUUUGUCUCACCGCUGUUUCGUCUUCCCACUGUUUCUAAUCUGUCUGAAUACAGCAGAAAUGUCCUAAAUAUAUAUAUAUUUUUUAAUAAAUAUAUAUUUUCCCGGUGGGAGUCAUAAAUUGAACAGCACAAUCACUGUUUAACGUUGUUCCGUUCUCUCCUAAAGGAAAUUAUCUUAACUAUACUAAAUUGACUGGAUAACUUCACCAACAACAAAAUGGGUAAUUUCCUGUAUAGUAUGUCUGCUUGAUUGUUUGUUUUCCAGGUCUUUAUGACCUUUUUAUUGAUGUGUUUUCCCUUAUCGUUUCUUCGCCUUUACCUAAUGUUUACUGCCUGUUGCUUUUUUCACUCAUAUUUUUUCCUAGUCCCUCUCUUCUUCCUCCCCCUCUCAGUACAUCCUGUGUUAUUGUUUGACCUCUGACCUUUCCCUGCUGUCUCUGUAGAGAGGAGUCCUUCUACUGCACUGUCCCCAUCACCCCUGUUAAGAGGGAGAUGGAGGGCCUUGACACCGUAGAGGAGGUGAGACGGGUUGCCAAGUGUGGUUAGACAAGCUGCCUGGGUUGCCAGUUUGGAGCCUAACCGGAGAUGCCCAUCGAGCCUAUGCUCUCACUGCAUGGCGUGGGUUGUGGUGUAAUUUCCCCCCAAAACCCACUAAGAUUUCAGACACCGUCUGCAGUGGUAGUGUAUAUGCUGACGUGACUUGAGGUUUGCGUAAUACCUUAAUGUAUGUUUCAUAGUAGACCGUUCCAGUUCUGUCUCCAUUGUAGCUGUACUACCACUCCUCUUGCCCACUCCUAGAGUGUAGCACUAACAUUUAAUCAUGCCCUGUGAGUGUCAUCAUCCCCCUAUCUCCACUGUAACAUGGUAUCUCCCUGGUU
Messenger RNA from Salvelinus namaycush (lake trout), 2309 nucleotides. RefSeq lists its product as uncharacterized. Bases 248 to 1330 code for a protein of 360 amino acids. The record is from RefSeq and is a predicted model, not a curated record. Lineage: Eukaryota; Metazoa; Chordata; Actinopteri; Salmoniformes; Salmonidae. The transcript is spliced from 2 exons.